This is a messenger RNA of Cannabis sativa, 1692 nucleotides long. Its product is annotated as patatin-like protein 1. The record is from RefSeq and is a predicted model, not a curated record. Gene Ontology annotation, molecular function: monoacylglycerol lipase activity; glycerophospholipase activity. The transcript is spliced from 7 exons. The coding region runs from base 136 to 1440 and encodes 434 amino acids. Gene Ontology annotation, biological process: lipid metabolic process. Lineage: Eukaryota; Viridiplantae; Streptophyta; Magnoliopsida; Rosales; Cannabaceae.
UCGUACGCGCGUACAUGCUAAACAUCUAUAAAUAGAGUUAUCAUUUCCUCUUUAUUUCCAAACCAAAAAGAAAACUCCCAAGAACAAUAUAUAAGUCAUAUAUAUUAUAUAAAUAUUAUUCCCAGUUACAUAUAUAUGGCUGAAUUAGAAGAAAUAAUAACACCAAAGAUUUUGCGGCCAAGAUAUGGAAGUCUCAUAACAAUUCUUAGCAUAGAUGGAGGUGGUAUUAGAGGAAUGAUUCCAGCUGUUAUCCUUGCCAAUCUUGAAUCUCAUCUUCAGGAGCUAGAUGGUAAAGAUGCAAGACUAGCAGAUUACUUUGAUGUAAUCACUGGAGCAAGUACAGGUGGUCUUAUAGCUACAAUGUUAACGGCACCAAAUGAGAAUAGACGACCCUUAUAUGCUGCAAAAGACAUUAUUGAAUUUUACCAUCACCAUUCCCCCAAAAUCUUCCCACAAUCAACAAGUUAUUUCCGUUCGGCUGUAAAUUUAAUGAUGGAUCUGCUGUCCCCUAAAUACGAUGGGGUGUACCUUCACAAACUCUUAAAGGAAUUAUUAGGCCAAAAGAGGUUGAAUGAUACCUUGACAAACUUGGUUGUUCCAGCUUUUGACAUCAAGAAACUCGAGCCUAUUAUUUUUUCCACUUAUUCGGCACGUAGCGACAAAGGAUUGGAUGCUCAUCUUUCAGACAUUUGCAUAGGAACAUCGGCUGCUCCAACUUAUCUACCAGCCUAUUAUUUCACUAACAACGAUGAAAAUGGAAAACCUAGAGAAUUCAAUCUGGUGGAUGGUGGUCUGGCCGCAAAUAACCCUACUUUGGUAGCUAUUAGUGAAAUAACGCAAGAGAUAAUGAAGAACAACCCGGACUUCAACAAGAUUAAUGUGAGGGAUUUCAGGUUCCUGGUUCUAUCAGUAGGGACUGGGAAUAAUAAGACAGAGAAGAAGUACAAUGCCAAAUCGGUUGCUGAGUGGGGCCCACUCUCUUGGAUAUAUUUCAAUGGAACUGCUCCCAUUGUUGACUUUUUCAUGGAAGCUAGCGGUGACAUGGUUGAUUAUCAUACUGCUGUCGUUUUUCAAGCCUUUGCUGGUUCUCGAGAUCAUUUCCUUCGUAUUGAGGAUGAGACUUUGAAAGGGGAUAUGAAUUCAGUGGACAUAGCAACACCAAAGAACUUGAAAGAUCUUGAGAAUAAGGGUAAGGCCUUGCUACAGAAACCAGUCUCAUGCAAGAGCUUAGCUACUGGCCUUCGUCAACCUAUUGAAAAUGGUGGAACCAAUGACGAAUCACUCAAAUUGUUUGCAAAAAGUCUUUCAGAUGAAAAGAAACUGAGAAGAAUCAAUUAUGCGAAAGCUAUGGCAGCAGCUACUUCUACAACAUCAGCUACAGUAGUUACAGUCACAGAAACAACUACCGUUACUGCUACCUUGUCUACAACCACAACUUAAAAUAAUUCUUCGAUCGCAAGUUUAUGAAUAAUAUUAAUUCAAGCCAACGAAUAAUGUUUGUUAAUUUUUCUAUGUACGAUAUAUAUAAUUGGUAGUUGAUGAUUGUUAUUAUAUAUAUGUACUAUCCCAGUUAUAAUUAGAUAGCUCAAAUAGUACUGAACUAGUUGCUCAUAUAUAUAUUUGAAGUAUUGCUAUUGGCCAAAUCUGCAGCUAGCACUUUUUAUAAGGAAUUAAAUAUCUUAACAUUUGUUA